This is a messenger RNA of Larimichthys crocea (large yellow croaker), 4691 nucleotides long. RefSeq names its product glyoxylate reductase 1 homolog (Arabidopsis) (gene glyr1). Gene Ontology annotation, biological process: transcription elongation-coupled chromatin remodeling. The transcript has 16 exons. Gene Ontology annotation, cellular component: chromatin. Gene Ontology annotation, molecular function: DNA binding; nucleosome binding; NAD binding. Bases 76 to 1599 code for a protein of 507 amino acids. NCBI's taxonomy places the organism in Eukaryota, Metazoa, Chordata, Actinopteri, Sciaenidae. The record is from RefSeq and is a predicted model, not a curated record.
UUCUGCUCACAUGUGAUUAGUGGGUGUGUGUUGUCUUUCCCCUCAUUCAGUGCGACGUUUUAUUAAAGUUGUAAGAUGGCGACGGUGCAUCUGAGGAUCGGAGACAUAGUGUGGGGGAAGCUUGGGCGUUACCCACCAUGGCCAGGAAAGAUAGUAAGCCCUCCCAAGGACCUGAAAAAGCCCAGGGGCAAAAAAUGCCAUUUUGUGAAAUUCUUUGGAACUGAAGACCAUGCCUGGAUCAAAGUAGAACAGCUGAAGCCGUACCACGCCCACAAAGAGGAGAUGAUCAAGAUAAAUAAAGGGAAGCGCUUCCAGCAAGCGGUCGAUGCAGUGGAAGACUUUCUAAAGAAAGCAAAGGGGAAAGAACAGAACUCAGAAGGAAAAGCAGACUCAAAAGGAAAGAAAACGCCCAACAAGCCACUGAAAAUACUGGAGGAGGAUGAUGAGGAUCUCAGUGCCCUGAAGGACCCCUCUGAGAAGGACUUAACUGACUCUGACCCCGAGCCGUCCACUAUUGAAAGGCUGGGGGCUGGACCUGCCUCUGGAUUCAAAUGGGAAAGCAGUCCUGUGAAGGACGACCCACAUUUCCAUCACUUCCUGCUCAGCCAGUCUGAAAAGCCAGCCUCAUCGAUGGAACCCAUUAGCAAACGCCUGAAGAUCAUUGAAGAGGACACAGGGUCAACAUCUAUCCAAGCAGCAGACAGCACAGCCAUCAAUGGCAGCAUCACACCCACAGAUAAAAGGAUAGGGUUCCUGGGUCUAGGGCUGAUGGGUAGCGGCAUAGUUUCCAACUUGCUGAAAAUGGGUCAUGUUGUCACAGUGUGGAACCGCACAGCAGAAAAGUGUGACCUGUUCAUCCAGGAGGGUGCCAGGUUAGGCCGGACCCCUGCAGAGGUGGCUUCCAUGUGUGAUAUCACUUUCUCCUGCGUCUCAGACCCAAAAGCCGCCAGAGAUUUGGUGUUGGGACCCAGUGGAGUGCUGCAGGGAAUCAGGCCAGGCAAAUGCUACGUGGAGAUGUCCACUGUAGACCCAGAGACCAUCACAGAACUCUCACAGGUGAUCACGUCGCGGGGCGGCCGUUUCCUCGAGGCUCCAGUGGCAGGAAGCCAGCAACUCUCCAACGAUGGGAUGCUGGUCAUCUUGGCUGCUGGUGACAGAACAGUCUAUGAGGACUGCAGCAGCUGCUUCCAGGCCAUGGGCAAGACCUCCUUUUUCCUGGGUGAAGCAGGGAACGCAGCGAGGAUGAUGCUGAUCCUCAACAUGGUCCAGGGCAGCUUCAUGGCCACCAUUGCAGAGGGGUUAACCUUGGCCCAGGCCACUGGCCAAUCACAGCAGACCUUUCUGGACAUCCUAUGCCAGGGUCAGAUGGCGAGCACCUUUGUGGACCAGAAAUGUCAAAAUAUUUUACAGGGCAACUUUAAACCAGACUACUAUUUGAAACAUAUUCAGAAGGACCUGAGGCUAGCCAUCUCCAUGGGAGACAUGGCCAACCAUCCAACCCCAAUGGCUGCAGCUGCCAAUGAGGUUUACAAGAGGGCUAAGGCACUGGACCAGUCAGACAAUGACAUUUCUGCAGUCUACAGAGCCUACAUUCACUAGAGCGAGGUGUGACCUAUCCUCUGGACCACACAGUCUUUAAUCCCUUAUUAUUUCUCCCUCGUCAUGUAAUGAUUUGUUUUUUAUUUCAUUUUAAACUCUAGUCAUUUUACUUUGUUUUGCCCCAGCGUCAGCCAUGUUACCUGCCCACAAGUCACAGGAUAGUAAUUCCUUUGUUAGAAGCAACCUUGAGCAUUGCACUGACUGUACUGGGUGGGUGGGGGUGGGGGGAAUACGCUGUAAGAGUGCUCCAAAUGAGGUUGUACCACUGUACUGCUGGAGUUUGCUGUGGGGGCAGUUAGUCUGGUUUCUGACAACACCAACAAAAAAAAAAGAAAACAGAAGUAAUGCAGGGUGUUUGGCAAGGAUGUGGGGUCCAGUGCCACUGUGAAGAGCGGGUUGUCCAGCUCCAGCCAGAGAAAUUGCUGUCAGGUUUUGUGGUUGCAUAAACCCUAAAGAUUUUUUUGUUUUGUUUUUGUUCAUGUGCAAAUGAGUUUAUUUAAUUGAGUGUGAUUUUUGCUUUUCUUUUUAAAUGUCCAGAAUUCCAUGAGAGAAGACACCAAGAACAUGCCACUGCAUUGCCUUAAUAUUGUAACCCCUCGAGUCUUUGGAUAAUAGAUGUAUUUAUUUAUGUUUCUUUCUAGGUCUUCUCAGUGCAGUUUGGCCAUGGCUUGUUUCUGUAUUUGACAAGAUGAUUUAUGCUUUUACGUUGUUAAUGAUCUUUCUUGAACAGGUUAAGGACAGAGCAACAGAUGUGUUGAGGCCUUAAAAUGCAGUAAUAAUCGGUAUUUCUCACCAAGACUUGAGAUUACCACGUUUGAAACCCUUCAAUCUUGUGUUUGGAAGAGUUCUCAUUUCCACUGUUUUGUUUUUAAAAAAUAUAUAUCUCUGAACCUUAAUCCACUUUUUGAGUUGCAUUUUAACUGGAGGUCAUAUUAAGCCCCAACGUCAAUCAGAUUUCGGGCUGGGUUUUGAAGGUCAAUUUUAGACAAUUGUGGGGAGAGUACAUGAUUAAUAUUAGUAACAGUUUUAAGUGGGUUAGAGGUUAGAAGGUUCCCUUGGUUUAAAGCAAGAAUGAUGAAUGAAUGAAUGGCUGAACCUUCAGCUACACAGGCAGUAGCUGAUUUUAGUUGGAAUAUCAUUAUACAUCAGUCUGACCCUGAAAACACACAGCUCACUGCAGAUAAACUGCAUGUUACGUUUCCAUAUCUCCCCAAACAGGCCUCAAACCAAACAUUAACAUGGCUUCUGUUUUCUUGUUUAUUUAUUCUGACAUUGGCCUCAAACAGAUUUCAGGUCAGAAAACGGGAGGUGCAGCAGGUGGCCCCAUGAUAGGAGGUGGUGGUCUUGUUUAUGUAGUAGAGGUCUUCACAAGUCUACUUAGUUUUUGGUGAACGAGACCUGAUUCGGGUCUAGAACUUGACAGAUAAUAGCAAAUGUUUUCAAGCUUGUGACAGAUUUAUCAUAUGUUUGCUGAUAAUCAACAAGAACUAUCAGUACAGACAUCCCAAAGAUGUCUCUGAGGUCAUUUAGAAACUUAUUUUUCUUUGACUAAAAUAUCCAGUUAACUACAUAUCUUUGUCACAAUGCUUCAAUAAACGUAUUGUUCUCAAAAAAAUCUGCAUUUUGUUAAAGAAUUGCAUUUCUUACCUCUCAAAUGUUUGUCUAUCUGCCUCAAAGAUUCAGUACUGGUCGGCUCUACUCGAGUCUAAAUUAUUUUCAGUCUCAUCAGGUCAGGUGGGUCCCGUUCUGUUACUGCAGGACUCUGGUCUGUGUCAAUAUAUCUAAUACCCAAGUGGAUCCAAUGGGACUGUUAUAGUUCUGAUAUGUGAUGAUUGGAAAAUGAACUGUGAAGUGCGGGAAAAAUGGCAUGUAUUAAUGCUCUUUUUUUUUUUCUUUUUUUCUUCUCGAACCCCCAAUUCUGGAUCAGUUCUAAUUAUCCUUGAGCAUGGGGUGUCUUUUUUUAAGAAUUAAUUAAUGCAUGCUAUGUUUGGAUAGUUUUAUUUCUAGUUGCAUUUUGGAUUUGGUCCAGACUUUUGGAUCAUUGAAGACCUCUACUACGUAGCCUAAACAAUCCCAUACACAAGUAUGCAGGUGCAAUUGACAAAACCCAACAUAUUCCAAAAAAACAUGGCAAUAGUUGUACGUACUCAAACAGAAGUGUUCUGGACCAGAGAGGGUGAAACUGUUUUUAUGUGUCUGAGUUCUGAUAGAAGCACAAAUCAAAUGAGACGACUUUAUUCUGUUGGGUUAGUGUCCUGCAACUGCAAAAAUCUGAGUACGUUUUUAGUUUUAUGUUCAUUUUCUGACAGAUUUCACCAACCGCUUCCAUGAAGGACGUGGAUGUUUUUUUUGAUCCCACGUGGUGUCAGAAAGUGAAUGUAGAAAUGGGUCAAUCAAGAUGGAAAAUCUAUUUCCCUUUUUAAGAAGAAGAUGUAGAAAAUGCCUCAUAAGGAGCUCAUCAAUGGUCGACCCCACUGUCACUGUCAAGCAAGCUGUAGCAACAAGCAUUGCUGUUCUGUCCCCAGGACUCGUACAGUUUGACAUUAAAGCAGAGCUCAGUGUGCACCGCCUAAAUUGUAAUGACCUCAUGGUGUUAGUUUGAAGGAGUUUCUCAUAAAACAGAAAUCAUUUUGUUGCAUCUGAAGAAUCCAGCGUUCCCAUUUUGAAAGAUUUUCUGUUUGCCAAACAAAUUUCCUUCAAAAGUUUUAAUUUUGGUUCCCCUUACAGACUCUAGUGUAAAGAACUGUUUUUAGAAGACAGAUGUAAAUAGCACAUUAGGUUGAGUAGGGUUUCUUUUAUAUCUUCAAUAACUUGGAUUAAUGAAAACAACUACUUUUGGUUUUGACUCUACAGAGUGACUGUCUAACAUCUUUGUGUCUUAAUACUGUAGAUUGUUCAGUUGUUCAAGUGUAAAUGGUUUAAUAAUAUGUGGCUUAUAUAAUCUGGCUUAUUAUUGCAUUGAAAUGACAAUGAGUUGGAUCCCGUCAAUGGAAGGAGGGUGUAACUUGUUUUGGGGGAUAUUUAUGAUUUUGUGUACAUGUGGAAAUAUCAAGACUUUUGUGCUGUUUAAUAAAUCCUCUCCUGAUUACUGA